Molecule: messenger RNA, 957 nt
Organism: Chelonoidis abingdonii (Abingdon island giant tortoise)
Lineage: Eukaryota; Metazoa; Chordata; Testudines; Testudinidae
Product: olfactory receptor 14A16-like
Biological process (GO): G protein-coupled receptor signaling pathway
Cellular component (GO): membrane
Molecular function (GO): G protein-coupled receptor activity; olfactory receptor activity
Source: RefSeq, a predicted model, not a curated record
AUGUUCAACCGAACCACUGUGACCGAGUUCCUUCUCCUGGGCUUCUCUGAGGGUCGGGAGCUGCAGAUUUUACAAUUUGUGGUGUUCCUAGUGAUUUACCUGGUAGCCCUGACAGGGAACCUCUUUGUUAUCACCGCUGUAAUCCUUGACCUCCAUCUUCACACCCCCAUGUACUUCUUACUGAUAAAUUUAUCCAUCCUGGACCUCGGCUUUAUCUCUGUCACCAUCCCCAAAUCCAUGGUCAACUGCGUCAUGAACACCAGGUCCAUUUCUUAUUUUGGAUGCUUUGCCCAAGUCUUUUUUUUCAUAUUAUUCUCUUCAGCAGAUGUUUUCUUACUCACUAUCAUGGCAUAUGACCGAUACAUCGCUAUCUGCAAACCACUGCACUAUGAGAGGGUGAUGAACAGGAGAGUUUGUGUCCAACUGGCAGCCAGUGCCUGGAUCUGUGGUCUUCUCAAUUCUGCACUGCACACUGGGAGCACAUUUUCCAUAACCUUCUGUGGAGGCAACAUAGUGGAUCAGUUCUUCUGUGAAAUCCCUCAGCUACUCAAGCUUGCCUGCCCUGACUCAAACCGCAAUGAAGUGCGAGUUAUAGUAAUUGUUAUCUUUUUAGGCUUAAGCUGCUUUGUUUUAACAGUUGUGUCAUAUGUCCAGAUCUUCAACACAGUGCUGAGAAUCCCCUCAGAGCAGGGCCGGCAUAAAGCUCUGGCCACCUGCCUCCCUCACCUCAUUGUGUUCUCCUUGUUUGUUUCCACUGGCACCUUUGCCUACCUGAAACCCACCUCAAGCACUCCAGCAGGUGUGGAUCUCAUGGCGGCUGUUCUCUAUUCUGUGGUGCCUCCAGUGAUGAAUCCGAUCAUCUACAGCAUGAGGAACAAGGAUAUCAAAGCUGCCCUAUGGAAAAUAAUUGGAUCGAGGUUGUUCUCCAAGAAUAAAAUGCCCAUAUUUCUUCCAUGA